AUGGUCACUGUCAUACUUCGGUUGUUGCUUUCGGUGACCCUCAUUUACUCCACCUCGUCCAGCACAUUUACAUCUAAAUGUUUCGUAUACAAACCCAACCAUGCAGUCUCGAAUUCGCAAUCAAUCUCUGAGCUUUUUCGUGUGACUAUAGGCGACUGCCUCAAUUACUGUAUUAUGAAUGCUGCUAAAAUGGGAGAUGGAUGCGCCUCAGCCGUCUAUCACAAGCUUCACUCAACUUGUCAGAUCUACGGGCACAAUGGCAAUUUUAAUGGUUCCGUCGUUGUACCCGUCGAUGACCACGACUUCUACGAGCGCACUAGCUGGGCUGGAGUUUGUCAGGAUAAAGUUGUACCCAAACGCGGUUACAAGCAGAGGCCACGACAGUAUGCAGCACGCUCUGAACGAGUUUCUAAUACAGUUGAUAUUUCGAAAUACGCAGAUUUCGUCAAUCUGCAGACUUCGGAACCAUUGACGGAUACAACAUCUGUGACGUCUUCGACACCACCAUAUUUGCCACAUAUGGAGGAAGACGACAGUCGGUCUUCUGGGGAUGCUUCAACCAUAACUUUCUUGAAUCCAACCCGCAGCAGUGCUAAGAAAGACUGCUCAGCUGAGACUCCUUACAUCGUGUAUCCAUUCAAACAAAUGCACAAAAAGAUUAUCACUUCCUAUCCUGGAAUGAACUCAGUGGUCGCUUGUGUUGCAGCAUGUAUAGAUACCAAGGAUUGCAAAGCUGUGACGUAUAAAAUCGGUUUAUGUAUUUUACAUGGCGCGUCUCCAGCCACCGAUUCCGGAUUGCUUGUCGAUGGUAACGAACAAACGAUGGUGAUUGAAAACGGUUGCCAGCUCACCGCUUCAACACUUCCCUCAUUGUUGUCCAAUAAAAUAGAAACCCACUCAGGGCAGGCAGAACAAUCGCCGUGGGAAGAAUGGGGUGCAUGUCAGUUUAGGGGAGGCGAAAGAAUGAUAAGAGUGCGAUACAGAGAGUGUGACAACUGCGACAAUCUACAGGCUGAACCAUGCUGA
Molecule: messenger RNA, 1026 nt
Organism: Cylicocyclus nassatus
Lineage: Eukaryota; Metazoa; Nematoda; Chromadorea; Rhabditida; Strongylidae
Source: the annotation of a GenBank genome assembly